AUGGCGGAAGGCAACGACAAGAGCUCGAACCCUAUGCGCGAGCUGCGCAUCGACAAACUCGUCCUGAACAUCUCCGUCGGCGAGUCUGGCGAUCGUCUUACUCGUGCCGCAAAGGUGUUGGAACAGUUGUCUGGUCAAACUCCCGUCUACAGCAAAGCACGAUACACCGUCCGAUCGUUCGGUAUCCGUCGUAACGAAAAGAUUGCCGUCCAUGUCACCGUCCGUGGCCCCAAGGCCGAAGAGAUUCUCGAGCGUGGCCUGAAGGUCAAGGAAUACGAACUUCGCCGCAAGAACUUCAGCGAGACCGGCAACUUCGGCUUCGGUAUUUCGGAACACAUUGAUUUGGGUAUUAAGUACGACCCUGCGAUUGGUAUCUACGGCAUGGAUUUCUACUGCUGCAUGUCACGACCGGGUGCGAGAGUUGCCAGACGGAGACGGUGCAAGAGCAAGAUUGGCCGUAGCCACAAGGUCUCCAAGGACGACACCAUCAAAUGGUUCAAGAACAGAUUCGAGGGUAUUGUGCGAUAG
This is a messenger RNA of Exophiala dermatitidis NIH/UT8656, 528 nucleotides long. RefSeq names its product 60S ribosomal protein L11. The transcript has 2 exons. The record is from RefSeq and is a predicted model, not a curated record. Gene Ontology annotation, molecular function: structural constituent of ribosome; RNA binding. Gene Ontology annotation, cellular component: ribosome; cytosolic large ribosomal subunit. Bases 1 to 528 code for a protein of 175 amino acids. Lineage: Eukaryota; Fungi; Ascomycota; Eurotiomycetes; Chaetothyriales; Herpotrichiellaceae. Gene Ontology annotation, biological process: translation.